AUGGUUAGAACUAGAAGUUUAGGGUGUGCCUUAGGCAAAGUUAUAGGAAGAGCCCUAGGGAGAGGGAAUAAUCGUGAUUCAGAUGAUAUUCCUCAGCGACGAAGGUCCACAGCAUCCGCACAUAGACAACGGGAAGUUGUUGUUGUUUAUGAGGAUGCUCCUCACGUGGAUGACGCAGCUGAAGAGCUAUUCCAACAUGCUGAAGAAGUUGUUGAUGAUGCCGAGGGUUUUCCAGGCGGACCUCGUGACACAUUAGUGUUGACUGCCUAUGCUGAUCAUGAACAUCCUGAAUUGAAGUUAUCGUCCCAUGGAAGGAAAGUUCAGAAAUUCGGGAGGCCUGCUGUUGAGAUUGAAGGGUUGGUUGCUGCCACAGGAUUAAGUUCUUUGAUCACAUGUUCAUUGGACACUGGCGAUCGAGGACUUAUAUCCGCUUUUGUUGAGAGGUGGUUUAAGGAAACGAGCAGUUUUCAUCUUCCAGUAGGAGAGGUCACCAUCACCCUAAAUGAUGUGGCCUCUUUGCUCCAUCUGCCCAUCAUAGGAGCAUUCCACAGCUUUGACACUCUUCAUGUUGACGAAUCGGUGUUGAUGUUAGUGGAGUUACUUGAAGUUACUGGAGAUGAAGCUAGAGUUGAAACAGUGCAGUGUCAUGGGGCAUUGGACUGUAGCAGCUAG
Glycine soja is the source of this 672-nucleotide messenger RNA. RefSeq lists its product as uncharacterized. The transcript is spliced from 2 exons. The record is from RefSeq and is a predicted model, not a curated record. Bases 1 to 672 code for a protein of 223 amino acids. NCBI's taxonomy places the organism in Eukaryota, Viridiplantae, Streptophyta, Magnoliopsida, Fabales, Fabaceae.